Molecule: messenger RNA, 1896 nt
Organism: Kockovaella imperatae
Lineage: Eukaryota; Fungi; Basidiomycota; Tremellomycetes; Tremellales; Cuniculitremaceae
Exons: 3
Coding region: 40-1842 (600 amino acids)
Source: RefSeq, a predicted model, not a curated record
UGAUAAGUUUAUGCUCUACCAAACCCAUCACACACUAGUAUGGACAGAGGAGCUGCUAGGAGUCGGAAGAGAGCACAACAGCUCGUCAAGCCAGUCGAUGAGCGUCGGCAGGACUCAAGCUCAGCUGGACCAUCUCGAGCCCGAGCCCGAGCUGAAUCCAAUUCUGAGGCUGGUCCGAGUAGGGCGAGAGGAGGCGGAGGCUCUCACGCUCAUGGAGGUGGAUCCAAGGGCAAAGAUAGAGAUGCAAGCUCAGAGAAGUCCAGACAUCCGAAGAAGAGCUCGCAGAGAAGGAAUAUAGAUGGACCGGUCGAACAGUCUCGAGAUCCUGCGCUUUAUCGGCCCAAGGCGAUUCGAGAUGCGACGGCAUUGGUGUACAGUCAAGACCCGUUCGCCUUCCCGCCGCCAGAUCUGAGUCAUGUCACUCGAUUAGACCUGGAGGGAAGCGGAGUGACCGAUAUAGAAUGGCUGAAGGGUAGUAGAGUGACCUGGCUGAGCCUCAAGGGCUGUCAAGUGGAACGAGGAUGGGACGCGGUCGGAGCUUUAGGAGGUCUAACAGUGUUGAAUGUGUCGGAUUGCGGGCUUGAGACGUUGCCUCGAGCGCUGGAGGGAUGCUCGAGAUUGAAAGCGUUUGUGGGUAUGAAUAACCCCUGGGAGGUAUUGGAUGAAGAUAUUGUGGGACAUUGGACAGAGCUCAAUUCAAUGAUCAUAUCUCAUUCGCUCAACCUCGUCAAGCUCCCCGCGACUCUUGGCCGACUGUAUCACCUGGCCAAGCUGACCUUCUCGCAUUGUCCCAAAUUGACUUGUGGAGGUAUACCCGACAUGUCGAAUCUCCCUGUGCUACGCGAUGUGAAAAUGAACAAUCUACUUAUGCUCAAUGAUCUUUCGGAUCACUUGGCUCAAUGGGGACGAGGAAGCAUGAGUGUGCUCCAGGAGUCGUCCUCCACCUCCUCCUCCUCGACGACGACGAUGGCAGUCAUUGUCAAUGAUCGACAUGGAGCAGGACUCCAAUCGAUAGAUAUCGGGAAUUGCGCCUUGACAUGGAAGACCAUCUCGUCCAUCUUCCUCUCGUCGUCGUCGAGAUCCACGACUGACGAACCAUCAUUCCCAAACCUUCGAUCAUUGACACUUCAUGGGAACCCAGCAUGUCUGACGGAACCGACGUACCCUGCUCUGCUAUCUUCCGCUCUGCCCCGUCUCCAGAUCGUGGACAAUAAACGGGUCAAAGAAAAGACGGAGAAGAAAGAGAGGGAAACAAAGUUGGAAAAGAAAGAAAGGGAGAGGAAACAAGGCAAGAUGAAGCCCAGUGGAAAUAAUCAAGCGACGUUUGGUCCUAUGCGGAAAUGGGGUCAGCCGGAGGACACGCCGGAAGUGAAGAAUAAGGGCACGGAGAUGGAUGCGGCGACGACCACAGGGGAGAAGAAGCGCAAGACCGCGGUCAAGCCACAGCAUGAGCGAAAUGGACGUCCUGGAUCACUGGUCGAUUCGAACAAGGUCGAGAGUAUGGACAAGAAGCGUAAAGCUAUACCACCUGAUCAUCCUGGUCCAGAGGGUGUUACGUCGUCCGAGCCCAAGGCGAAAAAGCCGCGGAGAAAGGACGAGCCGUCCCAGAUAGCAGAGAUGGAGACCAAAUCCACGACAAAAUCGAAACCGUCCAAGGUAUCAAAGUCCCAAACAUCUGUCGUUGGUGUCGUGGAUGUUGUCGGACCUGCUCAAAACAAGCACAAGCCGUCAUCUUCAUCCAAGGCGACGACCACGGCUGGAAUUGACCUGAAGUCUCUCUUUGACAAGGAUCGUGACGAUAAUGAUGAUGAUGAUAAAGGACUCGGCGUAGGAUCAUGGUAGAUUGGCAGCCACGUUGUACAAAUCUUGACACUGUCAUGCAAACUGAUACAAAGU